CUUAAGAUUGUUCUCGAAUGCGAGAAAAAGCUCUACGUCCUUACCUCUGAGCCUCCCAAAGCUCCUGAAGCGAACGCCCGUGCUGCAGAAAUUACUUCGUACAAGAAGUAUGAAGAUGACGCACGUGAUGUGAGAUGUCUCAUGCUAGCCACCAUGACUCCGGAGCUCCAAAGGCUCCAUAAGGACAUGGAAGCUCAUCUUAUGAUGAGUCCCUUGAAAGGUCUAUACCAAGGCCAGGCUAGACAUGAGCGUUUCAAAAUCUCUACGACUCUGUUUUCCAGUAAGCUGGCAACGGGUAACCCAGUUGGUCCCCACGUUCUCAAGAUGAUCGGUCAGAUCGAAACUCUUGAAAAACUGGACGCCCCGUUGCACCCUAUGCUGGCAACUGAUCUCAUCUUGGGAUCAUUACCAGGUGAGUAUAGUCAAACUGUAGUGAACUUCUACAUGAACAAACUAGAGAUGACUAUGCCUGAGCUACUGAAAUUCCUCACAACUACUGAGGAGAGUCUAGGAAAGGGCAAGGGUAAGUCUGUCCUGAUGGUAGAGGGCAGUACUAUUGCGAAGAAGAAUGGGCCACAUUCGCCGGCCGGGACCAAGCGCAAGGGUUCUAAGAAACCCAAGCCAGCGUCCAACUCCUCUUCGUUGAAACCCAAAGAAGGAGCUAAGAAGAAGUCUGCU
Cuscuta campestris is the source of this 678-nucleotide messenger RNA. The record is from the annotation of a GenBank genome assembly. Lineage: Eukaryota; Viridiplantae; Streptophyta; Magnoliopsida; Solanales; Convolvulaceae.